CCCCUCAAUCUUCUAAAUUCCAGUGAGUAUAAGCCUAGUUGAUCCAGUCUUUCUUCAUAUGAAAGUCCUGCCAUCCCAGGAAUCAAUCUGGUGAACCUUCUCUGUACUCCCUCUAUGGCAAGAAUGUCUUUCCUCAGAUUAGGGGACCAAAAUUGCACACAAUAUUCUAGGUGCGGUCUCACCAAGGCCUUGUACAUCUGCAGUAGAACCUCCCUGCUCCUGUACUCGAAUCCUUUUGCUAUGAAUGCCAACAUACCAUUUGCCUUUUUCACCGCCUGCUGUACCUGCAUGCCCACCUUCAAUGACUGGUGUACAACGACACCCAGGUUUCAUUACACCUCCCCUUUUCCUAAUCAGCCACCAUUCAGGUAAUAAUCUGUUUUCCUGUUCUUGCAACCAAAGUGGAUAAUCUCACAUUUAUCCAUAUUAAAUUGCAUCUGCCAUGAAUUUGCCCACUCACCUAACCUGUCCAAGUCACCCUGCAUCCUCUUGGCAUCCUCCUCACAGCUAACACCACUGCCCAGCUUUGUGUCAUCUGCAAACUUGAAGAUGCUGCAUUUAAUUCCCUCAUCUAAAUCAUUAAUAUAUAUUGUAAACAACUGGGGUCCCAGCACUGAGCCUUGCGCUACCCCACUAGUCACUGCCUGCCAUUCUGAUGUUACGAACCUCGUAACUGGGUCACUUACCAGCAAAGAUUGAGAGGUCCAUUGAAGUCUGAUGGUACUAUUUUUAAAAGUCUUUAUUUAUAAAGGGGCACAAAAAUAAGAUUAACACAGACAUUCAGAUAAUAUACGUCAUCAAUACUCAAUCUAAAAAUGCGGGUAUAAUAAUAAUCAUCAAUUAAGCAAUAGCUCUAUCGUUUGUCUAGGGCAGGGGUCGGCAACCUGCGGCUCCGGAGCCGCAGGCGUCUCUUUCAUCUCUGUACUGCAGCUCCCUGUGGCUUUGGAAAAUAAAUGACGAGUAUUUAAUUAAAAUGUAUUUUAUGUUAGUUUGUUAGUUUUGAAAUGUAAUUCUAAAUUUGAAGAUUAUGGUGAUCUUGUACAAUCUAAAUAAAAUGGGUUUUUGUCGCUAUUAAUAUACGUCACCACUGCCAAUGCCUGACACCCGCCAGUGCACGAUUUCUUUAAUUUUUCGAUCCAAGGUAAGCUAACUAUCGAGAAUUCUAAAAAAAGAAAAGUGACUGAAGAAAACAGAACGUUUAAUGAUACGUGGGCAGAUUCAUUUGCUUUCAAUGCUGACGAGACUGGUUUACCAGUAUGCUUAAUAUGCAAUGAGAAACUAGCAAACAACAAAAAGUCAAAUGUCGCAAGACAUUUCCAGAAUAAACCCGCAGCCUUUGCUCAAAAAUAUCCAGUUUGAGAUGAAAGAAAAACAGCCGUUUCAGAACUGAUGCGGAAGGUUGAUCUGAGCAAAAAUCAUUUGAAGAAGCGGAUGAAGUCUGGAAAAUCAAAUACAUAUGCUCGUCUUGUUGCCGCUCAGGAAAUAGACAGGCACAGGAAGCAGUUUACAGAUGGUGAAUAUAUAAAAGAAUCUUUCAUUAAGAUUUCAGAACAUCUAUUCACUGACUUUAAAAACAAGAGUGAAAUUGUGCAGAAAAUCAGGGAUAUGCCCCUCUCUGCAAAGACUGUCAAAGACAGAACUAUAAAAAUGGCAGAAGACAUCACAAGACAGCAAAUUAAAGACAUCAAUUCAGCUGUGGCCUACUCGAUUGCCUGUGACGAGUCUAAAGACAAAGGUGAUAUUGAACAAAUAGCGCUGUUCUGCCGGUAUGUAAACUCUGCCGAGCCACAGGAAGAAAUAAUUGAGUUGAUACUUCUAAAAGGCCAAACACGGGGGGAGUACAUCUGUGAGGCUGUCUUGAAUUGUUUAAGAGCCAAAGGAAUAAAGACCACCCACCUGGUGUCAGUAGCUACUGAUGGGACACCAAGUAUGACAGGAGCACACAAGGGAUUUGUGGCUUUACUGCAGAAGUCGCUGGACAGAAAGCUGCUGACUUUUCACUGCAUCUUGCACCAAGAGGCACUGUGCGCUCAAACAUUUCCUCCAGAAUGCACAGAAGUAAUUGAUGUUGACAUUCAGAUUGUCAAUAAAAUAAUGGCACAAAGUUUAAAUCACCGUCAAAUCCGUUUGUUACUGGAUGAGCUGGAAAGCGCAUAUUCUGAUCUCCGGCUGCACAACAAAGUCCGGUGGCUGUCAACAGGGGAGGUGCUGAAACACUUUGUCGCGUGUCUGGAAGAAGUGAAAACUUUCCUGGGCAGCAAAGGGCUCACCUUUCCUGAGCUGGAACAGCCAGAGUGGCUGGAAAAGCUACACUUCAUGGUAGACAUGAGAGCGCAGCUGAACACGCUGAACACAGCUCAGGGGAAAGGACGCACAGAAAUUAACCAAGUUGACAGCUGGUUGACGUUAUUUCUGGUUUGCUGCUGGCGGACAAUUUAUGUUCGGCGUUUUUCAUAAAUACAAGAAGGACUCAAAGAGACAUUCAGUAUUUUACUUAAAAGUAACCUUCAACCCAAAGUCUUUUUUUCGGAGUUCAACAGGUUUUUGUUGCAUGCAGAAAUGUAAUUUCGUUUUCUCUGCAGGAGUUCAUCGAUUUCAUAAAUGCAACACAUUAUAGUUUGUUUACACAUAGCAUAAAGGCAAAAAAAUUGUAUGCAGUGUUAUUUCAUUUUUCAUUUUAAAUGUCAAACGGGUUUUGUGGCUCCCAGUGUUUUCUUUUCUGUGGGAAACGGGUCCAAAUGGCUCUUUCAGUGGUAAAGGUUGCCGACCCCUGGUCUAGGGGAUAUUGUGUUGUCCGAUGGAAAGAUAAAAGUCACUGUCCUUUCAAGCUGCAGCUC
Hypanus sabinus (Atlantic stingray) is the source of this 2837-nucleotide messenger RNA. RefSeq names its product general transcription factor II-I repeat domain-containing protein 2-like. The record is from RefSeq and is a predicted model, not a curated record. The transcript is spliced from 2 exons. NCBI's taxonomy places the organism in Eukaryota, Metazoa, Chordata, Chondrichthyes, Myliobatiformes, Dasyatidae. Bases 1390 to 2457 code for a protein of 355 amino acids.